Messenger RNA from Neogale vison (American mink), 4418 nucleotides. It is a transcript of the gene NIPAL1, whose product is annotated as NIPA like domain containing 1. Lineage: Eukaryota; Metazoa; Chordata; Mammalia; Carnivora; Mustelidae. The coding region runs from base 50 to 1291 and encodes 413 amino acids. The transcript is spliced from 6 exons. Gene Ontology annotation, biological process: magnesium ion transport. The record is from RefSeq and is a predicted model, not a curated record. Gene Ontology annotation, cellular component: membrane. Gene Ontology annotation, molecular function: magnesium ion transmembrane transporter activity.
GGAGGAGGAGGAGGGAGAGCCUGCUGGGAGAAGCCCCGACUGGGGGGCCAUGGGGGGACAGGUGAGGCUGCCGCCUGAAGAGCCCUGCCAAAAAGGCUAUGUGCUGUCUCUGCUGUGCCCAAACUCCUCCCAGGCCUGGUGUGAGAUCACAAACGUGUCGCAGCCUCUGGCUUUUCCUGGCCUCUACAGGGACCUGAAUGCCAGCAUAAGCCCCUUCAGCAGUUCUGCAAAAGUUGAAAACAAAUACAGUCUGUACGUGGGCCUGGUGCUGGCGGUCAGUUCCAGUAUUUUUAUCGGCUCCAGCUUCAUCCUGAAAAAGAAGGGCCUCUUGCAGCUGGCCAAGAAGGGCGUUACCAGAGCUGGGCAAGGUGGACACUCUUACCUCAAGGAAUGGCUCUGGUGGGCCGGAUUACUGUCAAUGGGAGCCGGCGAAGCGGCGAAUUUUGCAGCCUACGCUUUUGCACCUGCCACCUUGGUCACCCCACUGGGUGCUCUGAGUGUUCUUAUAAGCGCAAUCUUGUCUUCCUACUUUUUAAAUGAGCACUUGAACAUUCAUGGGAAAAUAGGCUGCAUAUUAAGUAUAUUGGGGUCAACUGUGAUGGUUAUCCAUGCCCCACAAGAAGAAGAAGUCACUUCUUUGCAUGAAAUGGAAAUGAAAUUGAGAGACCCAGGAUUUAUUUCCUUUGCUGUGAUCAUAACGGUGAUCUCAUUGGUGCUGAUUUUGAUCGUGGCUCCCAAGAAGGGACAGACAAAUAUAUUGAUCUACAUUUCAAUCUGUUCAUUGAUUGGAGCGUUUUCAGUGUCUUCUGUCAAGGGUCUGGGAAUCGCCAUUAAGGAACUAUUGGAAUGGAAGCCAGUUUACAAGCAUCCCCUGGUCUUCAUUUUGCUGGCUGUACUUGUGCUCUCGGUGACGACACAGAUUAACUAUCUCAACAAGGCCCUGGACACCUUUAAUACAUCUCUUGUGACUCCCAUUUAUUAUGUAUUCUUCACGUCCAUGGUAGUAACUUGCUCCGCCAUCUUAUUCCAAGAAUGGUACGGCAUGAAAGCUAGAGAUAUCAUUGGGACGCUGAGUGGGUUCUUUACCAUUAUCAAUGGUAUCUUCCUUCUAAACGCUUUUAAGCACACUGACAUUACCUGGAGUGACCUGACAUCCACUACUCAGAAAGAAGUCCUCUCUCUGAAUGGCAGUGAAGACAAGUAUGUCCUACUAGAGAACACAGAAUGUUCAACCCCAGGAUUCAACGAUGACAUUACCUUGUUUAGCAGGACUGAUGAUCAAAGUCUCUAGCAACCUUGAACUUUAACUAAUAUAAGACACCUGAGGAGGAUAGGAAAUGUCUGAUUUUUUUGAAGAACUAUUAGGAAAGCUGGCAUUUUUAAAGUUCUAACUAAUAAUCUAGAUGUGAGACCAAAAAAAAAAAGGAGGCCUUCCUUUUUGGUCACCAAAUUUGAAAGUCAAGAUUUGGAUCCUCCCCCCAGAAGACUUCUACUGUUUUUAAUUUCUACAAACUUGAAAUAUUCUCUAAGCACAAAAGAAGUUAGGGUUGCAUGAGUUUCCAAGUAAUCUCUUCUGGUCACAAUAUAUUUGUCUCUGCCAAGUGGCUCUUCAUUUCUUUGGCUGUUAUUCUUAGUAAUUCAUAGAUAAACUUAACUAUGUGCUGAUUAGCAAAGUAUCAAUCAUCAUUCUCUGAUGAGUCAUAGUUUCAAAUUAUUAAACCUGAGAAGUGAGAUUACUGAUGCUCUCCCCACCCCCAACUUCUAUAACUUCCUUCUUUCUAAUCUAGAUGCUAAAGAGUGGAAUGUUAAAAGAAAAAAUAGGCCUGCCUUGGAAAUUUGCUCCCUGGUGGGCUAGAAUGCAAAAGACACACAGCCCACGAAGGACUUAUCAAUUGUAAUUUAUUGCCAUAUUAGAAAAAUGUAUUACCCAUUCAACAGGGGAGAAUGGAGAAGGGAGAGAAAUACCUAAAUGAAACAUGGUGCUUUUUCUUUUUCAUAAAAACAAGUGCAAAUGGUUAGAGUCAAGGCUUCUUUUAACUCAAAACUGAACAAUGUAAGACAACAUUGAGUUUCUGGAGAAUUCCAAGUGAUUUCAGCUUUGGAGUUCCUUAUAUUCACUUUGUCCCUUUUUCUGUUAUCCCAAAGAUCAAAGAGACUUUUAUAAAAGUAACUGAUAUAUUACUUUAGGAUUAUAUGGUACACCUCAGUUUUUCUCAAAUAUCUAAUCUGCAAAGGGUAAGUUUUCCACAGACUGUUUGGAAACAAUUGGAAAAAUCUUUUCAAAAACUUGAAUGAGUUAUCAUUAAUUGUUCUCUCAAAUUUGACACUUUCACCCUUAUUAAGGAAAUUAUAGUCACUAACCUUUUUAAAAACAUACAUAUCCUACCACUAUAAGUGGUAGAUUUUUCUUUUUCUGUUGAAUUUCAUCCUGACCAUAUUUUCUGUACAUUUUAUUGAGAAGUGUUUUGGGAGAAUAGGAAGGGGAGUGAAAUUCCCAGAAAACAAAAUAUUGAGAACUUGGGGACUAGUACAGGAAAAUACCUUUUGGUUAUUAACAGUUCUAUGCAAUUUUCCUAUCUCCAAGUAUACAGUAGGAAUAACAUUUUUGGUGGGCUUUCAUGUCUAUGGACAAAUAUCACUCACUGAUUUCAUGAGAAAAUUACCUACUUCCAGACUAAACUUAUAUCUGUCAAAGCAAAAAUCCUAACCAAAAGGUUACAAGAUUAACACAAAGAAAACAAAAACAAAAAACAAAAACCUUCAGGUUGAUUCAGUUUUUCUGUUCCAACAUUAGAAGUUAUUUUAUUUGUUUGUUUGUAAUCUAGCUCAAGUCCGUCCUGGGCAAUAAUAGUAAAUUCUCCUAUUGAGAAUUUUAUUCCACUGAUUUUAGCAUUUCCCAGUUCAGUUGGGCUCUCAUUGAUGUUCCCAGGGAUAUCCUGAGGUGACGUUAAAGUUGGAAAGGACUGUCAAUGUCUCUUCAGCGUAGGUCAAUGUUGAGUGCACCCUCAGUGGGUUCUUAUUUUUGAAAAUUAAUAAUCCAUGGGAGAUACAUGUGUUGAUACCUCAGGUCAAGUAUAUGUUUACUCUGUUGGUUGUUGUUUCACUUUCUCUGUAUAUCAGAUACAUAAGCUAUGAGCACAAGUUUGUAGGAGAAGUAUUUUCUGAAAAGGAAGCGUUAAAAAUGGUAGAAAUUCUUUUAAAGAUUUUUUUUCCUAUUGAAAAACUCUACUGGUUUCUCCAGGACAUGUUCUUAGUGAGGAAAUUAAGGUCAUCCAACCUGAGGUUGUGCUGGUUCUCCACUCUAGUGAAAGUCAACGUCACCUGUUACAAAACUUCGCCCUUGGUGUAUUGCACCCAGGCUAACGGCUCAUGGAACACAAGAACUCGUGUGUAUCCUGGAUUGGAAAAUGAACUGGUGCUGACAUACAUGUCCAGGAGAAAGGCUGAGAAAGAUUUAACAAGUUGAAACAUGUUGGAGAAAAAAUUAAAUAUUUUUAAAACUAAAAAUUCCUGGUGGGUAUAUGCAUGGAAAAACCAAAAUGUCAUUGUAAAUCUAAAACCAACAAUAAUUUUUCCCAAACAGGAAGAUGUUGUCUAAGAAGGAAUGAAAUGCUGGAUCCCUGUGUUCAGACUGACUAUGUUAGUCUUACCUGGUAGUUUCAUGUAUGUAUAUAUUAAAACAUAUAUUUUUAUUUCACUAGGUUUCUUAAGAUUUAUUAGCUGAAUAUCAUGGGUCAUUAGGGAUGUCAAGGCUGUCUUCACACAACCAGAUUGAAGGUUUUCCCAAAUUCUAUGAAUAUAAUAGUUUCAUCUUACUUUUGACAUCGUUUUAUUCUUAGGUCAAUGCUUAAGAACUUUGUUUUUAGUUCAGAUUGCAUCCAGUGUUCAUAAAACUCUUUAGAUUCAGCAGAUGAAAUUAACACCUUUGUUUUAAGACUACAAAAUGAAAUACACGGAAAACACCCCACCUCAGGCCUGAUGUAGGAGGCAUUUAACAGAAUUUAGUUCUCUUUGAAAUGACAUUUUCUUACAGUCUUUUUACUAGACGGUUAAGAACCAUUAGUUUCCAAUUUUCAUACAUUCUUUGUCUUUUCUUGAGUUGUGUCACAGUAGCUUGUUUUAAAUAAUCCAAGUGGAAAUGAAUUAUAAUUAUCUCAACACCAAAAUGAAUCCAAAAAAAUAUUUUUUCUUAAAGCCCAUAAAUCUGAACUAAAUGCAAUCUUCACAUUCUAACAAAACUUUAUGGAAAAGUAAUUUGUAUAAAUAUCUAUGAAAUGUUCUAAAUAUUUUAAAUAAACUCUAUAGUUAUGAAAUUUUUUAUUUUUCAAAUGUUUAUAUGUACUGUUCAUUUUAGAAAGUUUAUGAAUUUUAAUGUUUCUGUAUAUUUUACAUUUGCAAUAAAAUGUGGUUUAAUCAUG